Messenger RNA from Komagataella phaffii GS115, 297 nucleotides. Its product is annotated as Cytoplasmic light chain dynein, microtubule motor protein. The transcript has 2 exons. The coding region runs from base 1 to 297 and encodes 98 amino acids. Lineage: Eukaryota; Fungi; Ascomycota; Pichiomycetes; Pichiales; Pichiaceae. Gene Ontology annotation, molecular function: dynein intermediate chain binding; dynein light intermediate chain binding. The record is from RefSeq and is a predicted model, not a curated record. Gene Ontology annotation, biological process: cilium assembly; microtubule-based process. Gene Ontology annotation, cellular component: cytoplasmic dynein complex.
AUGUCAUCGAAGAACCGUGAGGAAGAUAUACCAAAGGAGCAGCCUCUGUUAAAAGCCGCUGAUAUAUCAGAAGACAUUCAGGCACGAGUAUUUGAGGUUGCUCAAGAUGCUCUUCAAAAAUACACUCUAGAGAAGGAAAUAGCAUCUUUCAUUAAGAAGGAAAUGGACCAGUUGUAUGGUCAUACAUGGCAUUGUAUUGUUGGGAAAAGUUUUGGUUCUUAUGUAUCUCACGAGUCUGGUGGUUUUGUUUACUUUUAUAUUGGCUCUAUUGCUUUCCUAGUAUUCAAGACUAUCUGA